This is a messenger RNA of Triticum turgidum subsp. durum (durum wheat), 1251 nucleotides long. The record is from the annotation of a GenBank genome assembly. NCBI's taxonomy places the organism in Eukaryota, Viridiplantae, Streptophyta, Magnoliopsida, Poales, Poaceae.
AUGGACGACGACGACAACUCCCCGUCGCCCUCCCUCUCGCCGGCCUCCUCCUCGCCGCUCCCGGUCGCCUCCGCGCUCCCCGUCGCCGACCCCGUCACGGUCGCCUCCGCGCCGCCCGGCGGCCCCCUGACGCUCGCGCUCCCGAUCCAGAAGCACGGGUCCUACCCCAGCCACGGCGGCAGCGGCGGUGGCGGCGGCGGCGGGGGCGGGGGCAGGGAGGAUGCCUGGAGCGAGGGCGCCACCUCCGCGCUCAUCGACGCCUGGGGGGAGCGCUUCGUCGCGCUCGGCCGCGGCAGCCUCCGCCACCCCCAGUGGCAGGAGGUCGCCGAAGCCGUCUCCUCCCGGGACAACUACUCCAAGGCCCCCAAGUCCGACGUGCAGUGCAAGAACCGCAUCGACACGCUCAAGAAGAAGUACAAGAUCGAGAGGGCCAAGCCGGUCUCGUCGUGGCAGUUCUAUGACCGCCUCGACGUGCUCCUCGCGCCCACCUACAACCAGAAGCCGGCCGCCCACCCUAACGGACGGAACGCAGUGCCCACGGCGCUGCGCGCGGGCUUCCCCCAGCGCAGCCGCACGCCGCUGAUGCCGGCCUCGGCGCCCGUCAAGCGGAGGGCGCCGUCUCCGGAGCUGUCGGCAUCGUCUGAGUCGUCCGACGGGUUCCCGCCGGAGCCUGCGCUUCCGGCGGCGAAUGGCAAGAGGAGGAGGACGGACGAGGGGCGCGUGGAUGGCUUCAGCGGCGGUGACCGUUCUCAGGGCAUGCGAGAGCUAGCGCAGGCGCUACGACGCUUUGGUGAGGCCUACGAGCGCGUGGAGACAGCGAAGCUGGAGCAGGCCGCCGAGAUUGAGCGCCAGCGUCUGGACUUCGCACGGGAGCUUGAAUCGCAACGCGUGCAGUUCUUCCUCAAUACGCAGAAGGAGCUCUCACAGGGCAAGAGCCACAUCUCUCCCGCUGCGGCUGCCUCCCACUCCCAGGUAGGUGCCGCCACUGUUGGUGGCUCAUCUAGGAGGAUGGCGUCCGCACCAGAUUCCACAUCGAGAAGAAUGGCACCGUUUCCUGAUGCCCGGACGAGCAGCAAUCACCAUGACCGGUACCGUGCCAGCGACGGUAGCAGACACCAUCACCGCCCUGCCGUUCGCCCGCAUUAUCAGUACCAUGAGAACAAUAUGGCCGACUCUGCAGCUGCCAGCGACGGUGAGCAGAGCGGUGAUGAGGAGGAAGAGGACGAUGACAAUGAAGAAGAGAGCCAGUAA